AUGGCCGCCUGGGGGUCGAUGGGCGCUGCAGCUGCCGUAAUGCUGCCGCCACCCCUGCUUGGUGAGGAGCCGGACGCACUCCCCGACGAUGGGUACAAGCCCCUGGGAGGCGAAGCCAUAAGCACUUCUGCAUUAAGCCCAGAAUUGUCGGGCCAUGGGGGACACACUGACGGCUUUCAGCCGGUCUCCCGGAGCAACACAAUGGUGCCGACAAAGUCAUUUGGCGACCUUAAAGCUUUCCUGGGCCGUGCUCGUGGUAAGAAAACAAGGGCGAUGAGAUGGUUGGUACUCCGAGCGAGCGGAGAGCGUCAAGUCUUCACCCUUGAUAAGCGCCAGCUUAUACAGACGUGCAGGUUGGAGAUCCCGAUGCGCGACAUGCGGCUCAUGGACAGCGCAUUGGGCACCGAGACCCUGGCCCAGUUGCUAGUCCGUGACAACGCACUGGUAUUCAGUAUGGAGCAUGUACGGCUGAUCAUCAUGCACGACAAGGUGGUGGUGCCGCUGGACGACGGCGGGCUGCAGCCUCCGGCCCCGCCGUCGGCAGCACCAGAGCGGCCGACGUCGGCGGCGACGCCCGAGCUGAAAGACCGUUUCCUGAACCACUUGGAGGGGGUGGUGAUGGACUGGGCGCUACAGCAUGGCUCCACGAUAGCUUCAACCGCUGCGCCACCACCGCUGCCGCCGCUGCCACCGACAGCGGGACCGACGACAACAGUCAGCAACGGCGGCCUGGCGCAUCCGCCGGCCCUCGUAUCCUUUUGCAAUCAACCUACCUCGCAGCCUCCACAACAGCCGUCGCCAGCAUCAGGAAUCACUCCGCAUCAGCAGUCUCAGCAACAGCAGCACGUUUCCGUAGCAGCGCAGUCGGGGGGUGGCGCCGCCGCCUCGGCGCAAUCGCACCCGGAGCCGCACAUCUGCUCGAAGGCCGUGUCGUUGCGGAACGGUGGUGGUGGUGGUCCGGCUGGCGGUGGGGCAGCGGUCCUCAGUGCUGCAGUGGCCGCAGCAGCAGCGGCUGCAGCAGCGCCGCCGUCCGUGAGUGGUCCUGGGAGUGAAACUGCAUCCACGAAUGCGUUCGACCCGGAGUAUCAGCCGUUUGAGAUGCUGGUGUUGGAGACGGCGCUUACUGAGAUCUGCACUCACUUGUCCAGGGAGGUGGAUGCGCUGCAAGUGAACUGCCAGCCGGCCCUGGAGGCGCUGAUGAAGACCGCGGACACGGCCAACCUGGAGGCGGUGCGGCGGGUCAAGACGCAACACGCUCGGCUGGUGACCCGGGUGACCGCCACCAGGGAGGCGCUGGAAAGGCUGAUGGAGGAUGAUGAUGACAUGGUCCGCAUGUGCCUCACCCAACAAGCACACAUGCGCUUAGCGGCUGUCGCGGCCGCGGCAGCUGCAGCUCAACAGCAACAGCAGCAACAUCACAGCCAUCACCCAAGCUUUGCGUCUCUCAUAGGCUCUAUCACACCCAACCCCGCCGCCGGCCCCGCUGACCAGCAAGCGUCCCUGAAUUCGCCGCCGUCGCCGCCGACGCAUGCCGACGCACAUCAGCUCGCCAUGCUUAUGGGCAGCAGCCUGCCGGCCUCUUACAUGCGCCCGGCAUCGCUGGCGGCGCGAGCUGUACGGCAUCAGGUGGGCAAGAAGUCGGGAUGCUUGGGGGAGGCGCUGGCAGAGGCGGCGGCCGUGGCGGCGGCCGCCGCGGCGGCAGUGGGACCAGGGAGCGGCGGCGUGACCGCCAGCGGCGGCCCGGGCGGUAAUGAAGUUGUUGAACAUGAUUUCCUCGAUGUUGAAAACUUGCUGGAGUCAUAUGCCAUCAUUGUGGACACGACUUAUCAGACCCUGAUGUCCAUAGGCGAGUACAUCGAUGACACGGAGGAUCUAAUCAACAUCCAGCUCGACUUCAGCCGCAACAAGCUCAUCCGCUUCGACAUCCUGCUCACCGCAGGCACCUUUGCGCUGGCCUUCUUCAACAUCGUGACGGGCAUGCUUGGGGAGAACCUGGUACUGCCAGAGGCGAUAACCCAGGACCUGUCGGGCUUCGCCUUGGUCAAUAUCGCCACCCUAUUGUUCUGCAUCACAACCUUUCUGUCUCUGGUAAUGGUGUUCAAGUGGCAGAAGGUGCUGCGCACCGAUAAACAGCGGUGGAAGCCUCCAACUGCAACCCUCCGCGUGUACUUGUCCUAA
Volvox carteri f. nagariensis is the source of this 2178-nucleotide messenger RNA. RefSeq lists its product as uncharacterized. NCBI's taxonomy places the organism in Eukaryota, Viridiplantae, Chlorophyta, Chlorophyceae, Chlamydomonadales, Volvocaceae. The record is from RefSeq and is a predicted model, not a curated record. Gene Ontology annotation, biological process: magnesium ion transport. The coding region runs from base 1 to 2178 and encodes 725 amino acids. The transcript is spliced from 12 exons. Gene Ontology annotation, molecular function: magnesium ion transmembrane transporter activity.